CAUAGUACUCCCCGUAUCACAAAUGCUAUCGCCACUCUACGUUCUUCUGCCACUUUUGGCUUUGGCCGGAGCCGCCAACAUUCCACACUUUCCCGCCCAUCUGACAGUCAAGCACUUGGAGCAUGUGCCGGUGGAAAUUCAGCCCCUGAUCAUCGAUGGAUACGAUGUCCAGGGAGUGGAUAACGUGCCCUACCUGGUCUCUCUGUCCCUGACCAAGGCCACCUACACCCAUCUGUGCGGCGCCUGCAUCAUCGGUAAGAAGUGGAUCCUCACUGCGGCCCAUUGCGUCAAGGAGUUGGAGGACUUCAACGGGGAUGCUCUAGGAACUCCAGUCUACGCGGGAGUCACCAACAGAUCCAACGUUACAGCAGCCCAAGUGCGCUAUGUGGACUUUGUCUCGAAGCACAGAUCCUUCACAGGCGAAGCUGGAAGCGACAAUAUUGCGCUGCUUCACGUGUCCGAGAGCUUUGUUUACACGGCUCGGGUUCAGCAAAUCGCACUGCCGGAUAUCAACGACGAUUACACCAACAAGACGACGGCUGUCUAUGGCUGGGGCCUCACCGACGUGGACAACGACGAGUACUCCAAGCAGUUGAAGUACGCCUUCGCCCCGCUCUUGGACAGAAGCGCCUGCCAGGGUCUGCUGCCCUCGGACGCUCCGCUGAGCAACCAACAGGUGUGCUCCCAGGUGAAGACCUGCUACGGAGAUGGAGGCAAUCCCCUCAUCUACUGGCCCAUCGAUGGACCUGCGGAACUGGUGGGUCUGGCCUCCUGGAGCUACAUGCCCUGUGGCUAUGCCAGCAGGCCGACGGUCUACACCUCGGUGCCAUCGUACGUGGGAUGGAUCUACCAGGUGAUCGCCGCCUAUUACCAGCUGAAUUAGGGAGCACCUGGAACUAUCAUUUUUUGCGUAAUACUCUUCUAGUGCAUUAAAACACAGAAACAAAAAAAACAAAACCAAUCUAA
Drosophila bipectinata is the source of this 966-nucleotide messenger RNA. RefSeq names its product trypsin. Lineage: Eukaryota; Metazoa; Arthropoda; Insecta; Diptera; Drosophilidae. The record is from RefSeq and is a predicted model, not a curated record. Gene Ontology annotation, biological process: proteolysis. Gene Ontology annotation, molecular function: serine-type endopeptidase activity.